Messenger RNA from Cynoglossus semilaevis (tongue sole), 4662 nucleotides. RefSeq names its product protein tyrosine phosphatase non-receptor type 21 (gene ptpn21). The transcript has 20 exons. Gene Ontology annotation, cellular component: cytoskeleton; cytoplasm. Lineage: Eukaryota; Metazoa; Chordata; Actinopteri; Pleuronectiformes; Cynoglossidae. Bases 394 to 4032 code for a protein of 1212 amino acids. Gene Ontology annotation, molecular function: protein tyrosine phosphatase activity. Gene Ontology annotation, biological process: protein dephosphorylation. The record is from RefSeq and is a predicted model, not a curated record.
GGAAGUGAAACACGUUUGGAACUUGAGUGAACUGUCCGAGUGAGGCAUGGAGUGCUGCGGCAGCUCUGUACUACAAACUAUCUGUGGACAAAUUAAACACCUUUUAUCGCAGUGAAUAUUUCAAGGGUCCGUUAACAGACUUCAAUGGCGCCACCCCGAAGGACUUGAUACAUGUUGGACUACUUCGCAGCACCUGUUGGAAACAGAAAACCUUUCUUUUCUACCAAAACAUUUACCGGCGACGUCAGCUCCCCAAGGGUGUCGUCUAUUUGCUGGAACAUUUGUCUACGAUAAUGAACUCUGAAACAUUCAACAAACCUUUGGGAGGACACAGAGGAGGAUAAUCUCUCAGGACCAAGUAAAGACUUCCAAUCCUGAGAAAGUGUUAAAAACAUGCCCUUGCCAUUUGGCUUCAAACUCAAAAGGACCAGAAGGUAUACGGUUUCAAGCAAGAGCUGUCUAGUCACUCGGAUCCAGCAGCUCAAUGGAGAUUUUGUUGAGUUUACACUUUCAGUGGAGAGCACCGGGCAGGAAUGUUUAGAAGCAGUUGCCCAGAGACUGGAGUUAAGAGAUAUAACAUACUUCAGUCUGUGGUACUUCAACAAGCAAAACCAGCAGCGGUGGAUAGACUUGGAGAAACCGCUGAAAAAGCAGCUGGACAAGCAUGGGUUGGAGCCCACCGUUUACUUUGGAGUCGUGUUCUACAUACCUAGUGUGGCCCAACUGCAACAGGAGAUCACAAGAUAUCAGUAUUACCUGCAGCUGAAGAAGGAUGUUUUGGAAAGAAGGAUCUCUUGCUCACUCGAUCAAGCUAUACGGUUAGCUAGCCUGGCAGUGCAAGCUGACUUUGGAGACUUCAAUCGAUAUGAUUCACAAGAGUUUUUGCAAAAGUUUGUGCUCUUCCCUAUUGGCUGGAUUCAGGAUGAGAGAGUUCUGGAGGAGGCCACCCAGAAAGUCGCUCUGCUCUAUCAGUCCUACAGGGGUUUGCCAGCACCAGAGGCUGAGAUGUUGUACAUGCAGGAGGUGGAAAAAAUGGAGGGCUAUGGUGAGGAAAACUAUCAAGCCAAGGACAGCACAGGCUCUGAUGUCACCAUUGGAUCGUGCCUGGAAGGCAUCUUUGUUAAGCACAAAAAUGGAAGGCCGCUCCAUCUGUUUAGGUGGAACGAAAUUAACAACAUGAGUCACAACAGGUCCUUCUUUGCCCUGGAGCUAACAAACAGAGAGGAGAGUGUUCAGUUCCAGACUGAAGACAUGGAAACCUCCAAAUACGUGUGUCGAAUGUGUCUGGCCAGACACAAGUUUUAUAGGAAUAACAAGAGUAACCUGCAAACCCAGCCCACAGUUGUAAACCCAGUCAGAAGAAGGUCCUCCACUAGAAUAUCCUUGCCAAAGCCUCCGGCCUACAUGAUGCCUCCUCCACAGAUGCACUACAAUGGCCAUUUCACAGAACCUUACACAUCGUCACAAGACAACCUGUACAUAAACAGUCAGAAUGGUUAUUACUACCACUCACAGACCAGCUUGGAUUGCCCUCCUUUUGAAUACAACAGUGGAGGGCGAUUACGUAACGGCAGUGUCUACAGCGCCCACAGCACCAGCUCUCUAACUAAUCCUCAACACUACCUCCAGCCUUCGCCCAUGUCCUCAAAUCCCUCCAUCACCAGUGACAUCACCAGACCGGACUACGUCCCCUCUCACCGGCACAGCGCUCUCAUCCCACCUUCUUACCGUAACACUCCAGAUUAUGAGACAGUAAUACGUCAGAAGACCAGGGUAGUAGGAGGUGGAGGAGGGGGUGGAGGAGGAGGGAUGAUGUUCUCUCAGGAGCAUCGGCAGAGCCACUCAAUGAGGAAUCUGAAUAUUGGGAACUCUUACGCCUACAGUAGACCAGACCCUUUAGUUUACAGCCAGCCAGAAAUAAGGGGGGAACACGGUGGCGGAGCCGCCCAACACCAUCAUUAUCCUUUCCACCUGGGCUCCAGCUUUCACAGUCCGUCUCCUUACCCCUAUCCGACAGAGAGGAGGCCGGUGGUUGGAGCCGUUAGUGUCCCUGAACUGACAAAUGUCCAGUUACAACAAGCUCAAGAGUAUCCUGCCCCAAAUAUUAUGAAAACCCAAGUGUACCGUCCACCUCCACCUUACCCAUACGCCCAUCCUCGCCCUGCAAACAGCACACCUGACCUGUCACGUCACCUGUAUGUCAGCAGCAGCAACCCAGACCUGAUCACCAGACGAGUGCACCACUCAGUUCAGACUUUCCAAGAAGACAGUCUCCCUGUAGCCCACUCUUUGCAGGAGGUUUCAGAGCCUCUUUACAGCGGACCCCUACACAGACACCCAUACAGUGCUCAAAAACGUAACUCCAUAGAAAUUGCCGGACUGACUCAUAGUAUCGAGGCAAUGAGGGUCAAGGAGCGGACUGUUUCUUCUUCUUCGGCAGCAGAAAUCGAAACUCCUCCACCGGUGAUGCGUGGUGGACGCUCUCAUGGCUCACAGCUCAACAUGGUCUUAGAGCGAGCAAAGACUGAAGAACGGGGGGACAUUAAGGAAGACGCACAUUACGGACACAAAAAGUCCCUUUCGGAUGCCACCAUGCUGGUUCACAGCAGCGAUGAUGAAGAGUACUUUGAGGACGACAGUGGACGUCACACUCCGCUGUCCCAGGAUGCCAUUGCAGCCAUUGUUCCUGAGCAGAUGCCUCAACAGCACCCUAGCAUGACCUCCCUCUCCUCUUUACUGUCUCAGCAGCAGACUCCCGUAGAGCCUCCUCCUGCAUAUCCUAUUGGCUCCUCUCUCAGCCCUUCAGUAACUGGCUCUCUGACGUACAAGAUUCACCCUCUCAUCCAGGAUACGGAACCUCUGUACCUGCUGUCUGAGCUACGACAGCCCAGGAUCAUGCCCUCGGUCUCAGAGGGAGACCUGAGUGGUCAGGUCAAACUGAAGCCUAAACAAGAGUUCAAGAAGAGGCCGGUGUCAGAUGUUUUUGCUGGAAAGAAAACGAUAGAAGGUUUGCCUCCACCGGGCAUGAAGAAAGGAGUGAGGUCAGAGGUGAAGAAGAUGGGUCCACUCAAGGUGGCGAAGCUCAACGGCCUGUCUGUGUCCAGGCAGCCCAUGUUUGACGAGAUCAAGGAUGAACCUGAACAAGCCUCCAACGACGAGAGGUGUAAGCUGCUGGAGCAGCACAUGGACGGAGGGGAGCUUCUCAGCGAAUACGAGAAUAUCCCAAAGCGUCCUGGAGGAAAAUUCUCCAUCGCCAUGCUGCCAGAGAGUGGAGACAAAAACCGCUUCCAGGACGUCCUGCCCUAUGACAGCAACCGAGUGGAGCUGGUUCCCACCAAAGAGAACAACACAGGAUACAUCAACGCGUCCCAUGUCAGAAUCACAGUGUCUGGUCAGGAGUGGAGCUACAUUGCCUCACAGGGUCCAAUGUCCAACACGUGUCAGGACUUCUGGCAGAUGGUGUGGGAGCAGGGCGUCUCCAUCAUUGCCAUGGUUACAGCUGAGGAGGAGAACGGCCGAGAGAAGUGUUUCAGGUACUGGCCGCGGCUCGGCUCAAGACACAACACCGUGACGUACGGGCACUUCAAAAUCACGACCCGUUUCCGCACAGAGUCAGGCUGCUACGCUACAACGGGGCUAAAGAUCAAACACCUCCUGAUGGGUCGGGAGAGGACGAUGUGGCACCUGCAGUACACCGACUGGCCUGACCACGGCUGUCCUGAGGACUUAAAAGGAUUCCUCACGUACCUGGAGGAGGUCCAGUCUGUGAGGAGACACACCAACAGCAUCAGCGACCCAAAGAACACUAACCUACCUGUUCUGGUCCACUGCAGCGCUGGAGUGGGUCGAACCGGAGUGGUCAUCUUAUCAGAGAUAUUGAUCGCCUGUUUAGAACACAACGAGCCUCUGAACGUCCCUGAGGUUCUGUUCAAGCUCCGUACUCAGAGGAUGAUGAUGGUCCAGACCCUGUCCCAGUACAACUUUGUCUACAAAGUCCUCAUCCAGUACCUGCGGAACUCCAGGCUGAUCUGAGCUCAGGCCUCGGUUCUAUGGUCAGGUCUGGGUCUCUGAGUGACCUCAUAGGCCAAGUAUUAAAUCAAGCAGGGCCACAGAAAGGAUGAUGGAUGGACGGAUGGAUGUAUUUACAAAAAAGACGACGCAGUGCCCCCUGAAGGAGCAUGAAGACACUAAAACCUGCCUUUGACAGUAUUACAUUGUUGUUUUCAUACGUUUUUGCUUGAAAAAUGUCAGCACUUUUUGUAGAAUUCUGCUGUAAAUAUUAAACCAAUGUUCUGCUGCAUUGAAGAUAAAUCUACAGUUGUUUUUUUGUGCGAGGAAGUUCAGAUUUUUGAUACAGAUACUAUUUUAUAUAUAUUAAUUUAUAACUAUUUUAUUACUUCCUUAUGAUGUAAAAUCUAAUAAUUUAUUUUAACAACUGUGUCUGAGAAUGUGUUGCAUGAAAAUUGAAUUUAAUAUUGCAGAAAUCUGUAAUAUGUUCGGUCAUGGGUGAAAUGUUGAGUAUAAUUUCAUUCCCGUUUUUUCUUAAACUGGAGGAAAAGAAAUCAAGUUAUUUUCUUGAACCACAGCAUUUUGCUUUUGUUUACUUAACAUUUUUGUUGGUUGUUCAAACACACUGACUGUUGAGUGGAGACUGAAAUUAAU